This is a messenger RNA of Tripterygium wilfordii, 2012 nucleotides long. RefSeq names its product amino-acid permease BAT1 homolog. Lineage: Eukaryota; Viridiplantae; Streptophyta; Magnoliopsida; Celastrales; Celastraceae. The coding region runs from base 118 to 1743 and encodes 541 amino acids. Gene Ontology annotation, cellular component: membrane. The record is from RefSeq and is a predicted model, not a curated record. The transcript is spliced from 7 exons. Gene Ontology annotation, molecular function: transmembrane transporter activity. Gene Ontology annotation, biological process: amino acid transport; transmembrane transport.
CUGUCCAUAAGUCAACGCCGAGAUCUCUCUUCCUCUAGUUUAAAAUUCCUAGUCAAAGAAAAGAUAUUGUGUGCAGGACCAUUUCUUAGACAAAAUUAUAUAACCUGGUCAAGUCCCAUGUCGAAAUAUAUUACCAGUUGUGCUCUUGAUCGCCUGGUGAACAACAAUACCAGAACGGGAGAGAUGUCGCAGAACGGCAAAAUGGAUUCGGGUGAGAAGCGGCUCAAUGAGCUGGGAUACAAGCAAGAACUUAGAAGAGAAAUGACUUUGUUCAAGACUCUAGCAAUAUCAUUUUCAACAAUGACCCUUUUCACUGGGAUCACUCCCCUUUAUGGUUCGAGCCUACUUUAUGGAGGUCCUGCUAGUCUUGUUUGGGGAUGGAUUGUUGUGUCAUUCUUCACUUGGUUUGUUGGAAUUGCCAUGGCUGAGAUCUGUUCCUCCUUCCCAACUACUGGUUCUCUUUAUUUCUGGGCUGCCCACUUAGCCGGACCAAAAUGGGGUCCAUUUGCAUCAUGGUGUUGUGCUUGGCUUGAGACAAUAGGGCUUGUUGCUGGCAUGGGAACUCAGGCAUAUGCAGGAUCACAAACACUGCAGAGUAUCAUUCUGUUAAGCACUGGUACAAACAAAGAUGGAGGGUACUUUGCUCCUAAAUGGUUAUUCUUAUGUAUGUACAUUGGUCUCACAGUCAUCUGGGCAUUUCUGAACACAUUCGCUCUAGAAGUGAUCGCCUUCAUCGAUGUAAUUUCAAUAUGGUGGCAGGUAAUCGGGGGGUUGGUUAUUGUUAUAAUGCUUCCUCUCGUUUCUCUGACGACAAAAUCUGCUUCAUAUGUAUUCACACAUUUCGAAAUGGCACCUGAUUCGACAGGAAUAUCGAGUAAACCUUACGCUGUCAUUCUGUCCUUCCUCGUCAGUCAGUAUUCACUCUACGGAUAUGAUGCUGCAGCACAUCUAACAGAAGAAACAAGAGGAGCAGACAAGAAUGGUCCUAUUGCUAUUCUGUCAAGCAUUGGUAUCAUUUCAGUCUUCGGAUGGGCUUACAUCUUGGCUCUUACAUUCAGCAUUCAGGAUUUUAGCUACCUGUAUGAUCCAACUAAUGAGACUGCUGGGGCAUUCGUGCCUGCGCAAAUUCUCUAUGAUGCCUUCCAUGGAAGGUACAACAGUUCAACCGGAGCGAUCAUUUUAUUGGUUGUGAUAUGGGGUUCCUUCUUCUUUGGUGGACUAUCGAUUACUACAAGCGCAGCCAGAGUGGUGUAUGCUCUUUCAAGGGAUAAAGGAAUUCCUUUUUCGAACAUAUGGCGACAAAUACACCCGAAACACAAGGUCCCCUCGAAUGCAGUGUGGCUCUGCGCGUUAAUCUGCAUUCUUCUUGGACUCCCAAUCCUGAAAGUCAAUGUGGUUUUCACUGCCAUAACUUCCAUAGCUACAAUUGGAUGGGUUGGUGGGUAUGCUGUUCCAAUCUUUGCAAGAAUGGUAAUGCAGGAGAAAAACUUUAGGGCUGGUCCAUUUUACUUGGGCAAAGCAAGAAGACCGAUUUGCUUCAUCGCCUUUAUAUGGAUCUGUUAUACAUGUUCAGUGUUUCUAUUGCCUACAUACUACCCAAUUUCUUGGGAUACUUUCAAUUAUGCACCAGUGGCUAUAGGUGUUGGUUUGGGUCUAAUAAUGCUCUGGUGGGUGUUGGAUGCAAGAAAAUGGUUCAAGGGUCCUGUUAGGAACAUUGAUGAUAAUCUGACUGAGAAGGUUUGAUUUUUCAGGACAUUAGUAAGAACAGACACAGACACACACACAAUACUAGAACUAGAUUAUACUGUCAUUGUACUUAGAAAAUAUUAGUCAUUCUGGUCCUGAGGAGGAUACUCUAGGGCUGAAUUUUGAAUUUUCAUUGGUCGUAGGCUUCUAGUGCGCACCUUUAAAAUUCCAGGAAGCCAACUUUUGGAAGUAUUUUUUCCUUCCCUGUUAUUGUUUCUCUGAUUAGCUGUAUAGUUUUGUGUUGAAUAGCAGUGGUUUCGGUGUUA